Molecule: messenger RNA, 1338 nt
Organism: Chenopodium quinoa (quinoa)
Lineage: Eukaryota; Viridiplantae; Streptophyta; Magnoliopsida; Caryophyllales; Amaranthaceae
Exons: 1
Coding region: 395-907 (170 amino acids)
Source: RefSeq, a predicted model, not a curated record
AUUCAAAUCAAUUAAAUUAGCUAAAAUUAUGCGUCGAUCAGCAUGUUAUCUGUUUAGAUUUUUUUUCUUCCUUUCAUUUAAGUGCAAAGUGAAUAAUAAUCAUACAAACGUCAGCCCCACGGCCUCAUACCCAGAUCCAACCCAAACUCUUCACAUUUCACCUUACCCAAGUUGAAGUUCCCCUCAAAAAGUCGCAACACACUACUUACCCAGAAAAGAGCAGACCAUUUUAAAAUCAUCACUUUACCAAAGUUUAUCUUCUUUCUUCAAUUCUAGUUAUUCUACUAGUACCACUAUCUUCUACCCCAAUCUUUCAAUUCAACUGACAAAAAAGCAUAAACAAAACCCAUUUAUCAAGCAAUCCCCACAAAAUAAAUAAAUAAAAACCCCAAAAAUGGAAACCCCAAAUCAAGAACAAGAAAUAAUCCAACCAAACCCAAAUCACAUGAUGUUUUUGAGAAUAAUGAGCAAAAGACGAACAUGGGUAGCUCUAUUUGUCUUAGUUUAUGGCAUCCUUCUAUACUCUUCUUCUAAUCUGCUACAAUCGAUUCUUAAUUGGUACAACACCACUCUCUCUCCUCCGCCAUCUUCAUCGCCGGCAAAAGGGUGGCCGGCGGCGGUGUAUGCGUCGGUGAUGCUCGGCGCAGUCUUCGGUGUGAUGUCGAUGGUUGCGGCGUUCGCGGUUGCGGUGCCGGCGAUGCUAAUGACUUGGAUUACAAUUCUUGUGCUGCUUACUUUCUGUGGUACGCGAAGGAGAGACUUAGUGGUAGAAGGGAAGAAAUUAACGGCUGAGAUUUCUGGGGUUGUGAUUAAGAUCUUGAUCAAAGAAGGGAAUUUUGUUGCUGCUUUUUGUGCUGUUUUGGGUUAUUUUAUGCUUGUUAAGAAAAGUUCAAAUGAAGCUGAUUGAAGUGAAAAUAUUGGUUUUUUAUUUUUAUUUUUUAAGGUUCGGAAUGAGGUUUGAAAUUAGGCAAGGUAAUUUGUUAGAAAAUGUUCUCAUGUAUAAGUUGAUUGUUAAAAUGCACAUGUUACUUUCUCUGGAAAAAUGUAAUUGAUACACUUUAAUGUUGGAGUUGGACCAUUUUGUAUAACAAUGGCUAUCACUUUUGAUUUGGAUAAUGAGGUGGGCAGGUGGGUGUUUAUGAGGCUUGGACCGUUCGUGUGGUGAUUAACUGUUUCUGGUUUAAGAGUUAAAAUUUCGAAUUAUAUUUAAUUUUGUGCGUGUAAUUGGAGACUUGUAGGAAGCUCAUGUGUAAGUUGUAACAUUAUCUUUUGAUACUGUAUUUUAAUUGUAAUUUUAACCAAUGAGGAACUCCUUUGUCAAAUAUGUUCCCUUUUGGA